This is a messenger RNA of Ctenopharyngodon idella (grass carp), 3598 nucleotides long. RefSeq names its product gastrula zinc finger protein XlCGF28.1-like. Lineage: Eukaryota; Metazoa; Chordata; Actinopteri; Cypriniformes; Xenocyprididae. The coding region runs from base 815 to 2323 and encodes 502 amino acids. The record is from RefSeq and is a predicted model, not a curated record. The transcript has 3 exons.
CUUCUUCUCUGGUGCAACAGCAAUCGUUUUCUUGUUUAAGUAUACUGCCUCCCCCUGGGUGAGCACAAAAUGGGAACGAAUUUAGAGAUAUUACACUAUUAGUGUCGUUCUAGUCAUCCUUUUAGUAAACAGUGCCGUAACGUAUUAUCUGAUUGAUAGGCAACAUCAGUAUUUUAUAUUAUAUAAAUAUUUAUUUAACGUAAAUAAUAUCGUAAAAAGGCCUAUAACUUUUAGGUGAAAUCCUGGCAGAAAUGCCCUAUCUGAUAAAGUCAUCUCUUUACUUUAACUGAGAUGCGUUUCCCAAAAGCAAAUAUGGUCGUAAGAUGGAGCUUGCGACCAUUGGCUAUAACGAUGCUUUUUGGAAACGCACCACUGAAUAGGUUAACAGUAAACCAGCAGGUUUACGAGAAUCCGAAACAUUACCCGCAAUGCGGAAGUAGGAAGUAAAUAUUAAAACAUUUACACCUUCAAGACUAUCCACGAUGACAACUCGGUCUUUGUGUAGUUCGCGUCUUUUCACUUUUGGUUUUAACGCAAUAAAUGAUUACUGAACUAUAGUGUAGUAACUUAGUGUAGUAGAUGUGCGGCGACUGAAGCGCUGAAGUGGUAACUGUCAUGCUGAAGGCUACUGUACUCUCUGGGCAGCAAAAGUUUCAACUGUAAUUCCGUCACUAAAGUUACUGUAACGGCGAUUAAAAUGUAUCCUUACUGUUAGAAACUUUUAAGGGUCUUUGUGGUCCAUAGAAGCAUAUGCACCUGCUUCAGAAACGGUUAAUGCAUUUUACUAUUUGACGGACCGACAGUAACACCUGGCAUGGAUGUUCUUCUGGCAGCAAUAGAGAUAGUGACGAACACUUCUGGACAACAGGAACACUUGAAUAAGGUGAGUGAAGAGAAUCCAGAUCCAAGCCCACCUUCUUGUGGCCACCCCAGUGUGAUUGGCAUUUGUGUGGAGUUAAAAAAAGAUGCUGAUGUUAAAGAUCAGGAAGCCUCUGACAUGUGUCCAGCCGACCAGGAUUCAUUCCAACAUGAUUCAACAACCAUGCUCACUGAUAGGGAGGAGGCUGAAGUCCCAAAACAAGAAACUGGUAAAAGAAAAAGGAGUCGCGCAAGAAAAAGCACAAAAACAGGAGUGCGCUCUAACAGAUCAAAUCACCAUUGCUUGAAAUGUGGACAAAACUUCAAAACGUCAGUUCACUUUAAAAGACAUAAAUUAGUUCAUUCAGGAGAAAGGCCUCAUGGUUGCCCUGAAUGUGGCAAGAGGUUCAUCACAUCUUCUGAACUAAAAGUGCAUCUGCGUGUUCACUCAGGAGAAAAACCCUACCACUGUUCUGAAUGUGGCAAGAACUUUGCUCAGUCAGGGUCCUUUUCUAAUCACCGCAGACUUCAUAAAGGUGAAAAACGGUAUCACUGCCCUGAGUGUAACAAGGGUUUCCAGCAACUUAUAGAUCUACGAAUUCACCAAAGGAUUCAUACAGGAGAGAAGCCGUACCUGUGCUCACAUUGCUGGAAGGCCUUUACUACAUCCGGAGCAUUACGAGUUCACUUACGAACUCACACUGGUGAAAAACCUUACGAGUGCAAAGAGUGCGGGAAGACGUUUUGCCAGCUGGGUGGACUGAAAGUUCACAGGCGUGUUCAUUCAGGAGAGAGGCCUUACGCAUGCCCUGUGUGCGAGAAGCGCUUCAAAGGACACGCCAAUUUGAUCGCACACAAGCGCAUUCACACAGGAGAAAAACCUUAUUCAUGCACUGUGUGCAGAAAAACAUUCACUGACAGCAGGAGACUAAAAGAGCACCAGCCACCUGAGUCAGAAAAGAAACCAUUUUGUUGCAGCAUCUGUAGUGAAGCUUUCGGCGCAUUAUGUCAACUUAAAGAGCACCAGCAAUGUCACAAAGGAGAGAAGCAUCAUCACUGUUCUGACUGUGGAAAGGCCUUUACGCAUUUAUAUUUAUUAAGGAGUCACCAGCGUGCUCACUCAGAUGAGAAACCCUAUUCCUGCACUGAAUGUGGAAAAUGCUUCCGCCGGUCGUUUGAGCUGAAAAUGCACGUGAACACUCACAGCGAAGUGCGACCUCAUCCUUGCUCUGAGUGUGGAAAGAGCUUCCGCAGGGCUGCAGAGCUUAGGAUACAUCAGAGAGUACAUACGGGAGAAAAGCCUUAUUUCUGCUCCAUCUGCGGCACAGGCUUCAAACAGUCGUCACAAGUCAAAGUGCACGAGCGCACUCACACGGGUGAAAGGCCAUUCCCCUGCCCGGAGUGUGGGAAGACCUUUAAAGACAAGAGAAGCCUGCAAACACACCAGAGAGUGAACCAUAAAUAAAGAAAUCAUGUGAAGUGAGUGACAUGACAUGUAGCCAAGUAUGGUGUUGGAAUUUCUGCUCUGAAAGUGUGCACACACACUGCAGUGAGUACUGAACACACACACACACAACAGUGGGCAGCCAGGGAGUGAUUGGGGAUUAUGUGCCUUGCUUGCUCAAGGGCACCUCAGUUGUGGGUAAUGAGAGUGGAAGAGAGCGCUGCUCAUUCACUCCCCCACCUACAUUUCCUGCUGGUACUGAGACUUGAACCUGCAAUCUUUGGGUUUCAAGUCAAACUCUCUAACCAUUAGGCCACAACUGCCCAUAAAACUAUACGAGAACCCAGAACCUCUGGCACAACAUAAGUUCUACCGCCAGAGCAUUAGAACUCACAUAAUUAAACAUUAGAAACCAUUAGAACUUAAGUCAUUCUAUUAAUAUAAAAAGAAACGUCCCUUUUUCAUGAUAAUUUUGUAAAAUCCAAAUAAGCAUUACAGAUAUUUAUUGAAAAGGGUUUAAACAAUAUUUUUCAUGCUUGUUCAAUGAAUCAUAAACAAUUGUUGCACAUGCACCUGUGGAACAGUCUACUAACAGGCGGUAGACAAUUAAUGUCACAGUUACAAUAUCUUAGGACACUAAAGAGACCUUUCUACUGAUUCUGAAAAACAACAGGAGAAAGAUGCCCAGGGUGCCUGAUCAUCUGGUGCCAUAGUCCUGCUGCAGGAGGCAUAAGGACUGCAGAUGUGAAAAGAGCAAUAAACUGCAAUGUCUAUGAUGAAAGACGCCUAAGAUAGUGCUACAGUGAGACAGGAAGGAGCAGUUAAAAUUGAGAGGAUGUUUCUUUUUUGCUGAGUUUAUAUUAUUUUGGAAUAUAUUAUAGAGUGUUGAAAUCGCAUUAGACACAGUGGUGAAGUUUUAACAUGCAAAUUCAAAUUACUGAUGAUUUUAUUCUUGCUCAUGUCUUAAACUGUCUACUCAAGGAUGUUUUCAGCAAGAAAUUGACUUUUCUUUAAAGAGAAAUUGCUUAUGGAUUUUCAUACAGGUGGGACUAGCUUGUACUGUAUAUGAUAGCAGUGAAGUAUGCAUUUAAUAUACAUGAAUGAUUUUUAUUUAUCUGAUAUAUCAUUUAUAUUCUUAUCAUAUUGUAGUCAUUAAAUCAUGCUGAAAAACUAUUUUGGGUACAUUAUAAAUACUUUUAUUUUUUACUUGUAUUAUAGAACAAUUGUUUGUCUUAAUCACAUACCUGUCUUAAUCACACAAAUAAAUUCUCUCUCCUUUUUAAAAGUCAUAGACAA